AUGGUAUGCUAUGGUAUCGUCCUUCCCAUCUUGCCCGGUGUCAUGGAGAAGAAGUACCAUCAGACCGAGACCGUGACCGGUGUGUUGUUUGCCAUGUUCUCUGCCGGCUCAAUCCUCUCCACUCCCAUCUUUGGCGCCCUCUCUGAUAAAAUUGGCCGAAAGACACCAUUCCUCAUUGGUCUGAUGUCACUGAUCGCAUCAACUUUGAUGUUUGCCUUUGCAGAGUCAUUGUGGAUACUGUUCGUCGCGAGGUUUGCCCAAGGUGUCAGCUCGGCUGUAUCCUGGGUCGUAGGCCUGGCAUUGAUCGCAGACAUCUACCCGCCUGAGAGAUUGGGCACAAUCAUUGGCUCUGUCGUUGGAGGCAAUGCCGUGGGUGCCCUUGUAGGCCCACCCAUUGGAGGCAUACUCUACGAACACUUUGGCUAUCGCAUCCCAUUCCUGGUUGCCGCUGGUCUCACCGCAUUCGACCUAUUCAUCCGACUGGUGUUUGUGUCGGACGAAGCCAUCAAGCGCCACAAGCUCAACAAGGAGCGACUGGUGGCCAAGAAUCUGAAGGAGAAUGACAAGGACGGCUCAAAGGCCGCGGAAAAGGAGGCUGGUCGAGGCCAAUCUUUCUUCAAGAUGGCUUUCAACUUCAAAGUUGCUAUCCUCUGUGUUACUGUCACUCUGGCCUGCUCGGGAUACUCGGCACUCGAGCCAACUAUCCCGCUCUACCUUGAGCGUCGCUUCGACUCGUCGUCCACUGUGAUCAGUCUAAUGUUUGCCACCCUCACACUUCCAGCGAUGAUCAUGGCGCCACUCUCUGGCAAGCUGGCCGACAAGUACAUUGGUCACUACCGCACGAUACUCAUUGGAAUGAUCAUUGUCGUCUUCACAUACCCAUUCGUCGACUAUGUCUCCCACCUGUGGCAGACAUUCAUCAUUGUGGCCGUCAUAUCUGUUGGUCUGAUCACAAUGAACACGCCACUGAUGGCGGUGCUCACAAUGACCAUCGAUCCAAAUCAGUACAACGAGCACAAUGGCAAGAUCACAUCAUUGUUCAACAUUGCCUUUUGUUUGGGAUACUUUGUUGGACCGAUCUUGGGCACUGCCAUCAUGGACCAUGCCUCAUUCCGUUGGUCCAACAUCAUCUUUGCACUCUUGGUAGCAAUAUUCACCGUGGUCUUCUUUGUGACAUUCAUCAAGAAGAUCUUUGCCAGGCAACAGCCAGAGCAGCAGCAACAGCCACAACAUGGAGAAGAGGCAACCGACCAAGAGGUACUGUUGGAGAGCGUUGUUGUUAGUGAUUAA
Acytostelium subglobosum LB1 is the source of this 1290-nucleotide messenger RNA. RefSeq lists its product as hypothetical. The coding region runs from base 1 to 1290 and encodes 429 amino acids. NCBI's taxonomy places the organism in Eukaryota, Evosea, Eumycetozoa, Acytosteliales, Acytosteliaceae. The transcript has a single exon. The record is from RefSeq and is a predicted model, not a curated record. Gene Ontology annotation, molecular function: transmembrane transporter activity. Gene Ontology annotation, biological process: transmembrane transport.